AUCUCUGCAGCCGGGGGUCACGGCUUUCCUGUUUAUCUAUUUAGAUUUAUAUUUUCAUUGAGUAUUCGCAGAUUCCCUAUCUGUGCUACAGCCAUGUAUACUACGGUUACGACCUAUAGAACUGUAUGUCAUGACUUGUUGGUGAUGUUUUUGUCGACGCUUAUCAGUUACCAUAAUAUUUAGUUUGACGUGUGAAUUGUGAUACACCGUAUACACUACACAUUCGACACCGUCCAAAAUCGGUUUGUCGGCUUAUAUACAAUAAUAUUUGUAAAUACAUAAUUAAUAAAGUAGUUACACUAUCAUCAGUAACGUCGGUACAAACGUUUUGUUGGUUCUGAACUAAACUCCGGAACGCACUACGCAUAAACAAUAAUUAAUAAGAUAUGCAAAAAUCGCCGUUUUUGCUUCAACUCCAUACAUGUACGUGCUGUUAAUAGUUGAUCAACACGCAGUACACAUCAAACAUUCCUGAACGACUAUGCUAUUCGAUGUCAGCAAGUACGACAGUAGUGUAAAUCAUAGAACACCGAUACAGAUACUGUUGCUACAGUAUUAACAGAAUUUAUGUUAUAUUAAAAUAAAUUAUAGAGAAACCAUGGACUAGAAGUCUGUGGAGCUGUGCAUUUUCAAGUCUCAAUGUUUCUAAUAUUCCAAAAAUUGCAUUUAUUGUUGGUUGUGGUUCCCUGAUGAGCUUUUGUAUUUACAAUGCAACUUUGAUUGCUUUACAAAGCUAUCAAAUAACGAUUUGAAGUCUAUGGCAUCUUAAGCGCAGCUAUCAUAUAUUGUACUACAAUAUAAUUUGAACCAGUAUUUUUAAAUGAUAAUUAAUCAGUCUAUCGAAAAAAUGAUACUGUGAUACGUCUUUCAGAUAUCAUUUAAAAAGGGACUAUGUACUCGGUACUCACAAAUUAAUAUUGUAUCAUCUGUGUUGAAAGAUUAACUUAAGAGCUCAUUUGAAAAUCCGAUGGUAAAUAUACAGUCGCUAGAUUUCAGCUAAGCUGUUUUUCCACUUGCCGGAUUUUUCUGUUUGCUAAUGAAAUAAUUUAAUAUUUAAGAUUACUCCACGGUAAGUAAUAGCUGUUAAAUUGUCCUGCAUUUUAUUUUAAGUACUAGUUAUAUAUUGGUUAUUGGUUACCUAUCGAUGACUGAUGUAUAAUACAACUUUGAAUAUUAUUUAUUGAUAAUCAUUAAACGCGCAUAGCAAGGAAUAAACUCGGCGGAAUCGGAGCGGCAUCUAAUUUGUAAGUAUCUUGUAUGACACUUCUGAACAAAAUCUUUAUUUAAAAUAGGUUUAAGGCAAAUUAAAUGGUACCUAAUCAAAAUCACGUCUAAGAAAAACAGCUCUAGGAAAAUCGGACAUCUGUUGUUUUUGUGAUUUAUAAGCAAAUUUUAAAAACUGCAUCCAUCAAAAUGUAACAAUAUAAUAUUUAUUUAUUACAUAGUGAUUGUAAUGAGUAUGAAGUCAGAUUGUUUAAACAGAUCUUAACAUAUAUAUGUAUUCUGAUAUUAUCAUUACUCAUAUUAUGUAAGUACAAUAUGUACUUACUAUAAAGGUGCAUACAUAACAUAAUGCUUAUAAUACUGUCAUCAUUUAAUUUGAAUCAUAAGAAGAGUACCACCAAAUGAAAGGAUAAUGGAAGUGGCUAAAAUGAGAAAAAUGGGUGUGUGAGUGAUAAGAUUUGACAAUAAAAUGAAUUGGUAGGUAAUUAAGAAAAAGUUUGACAGGUGUGGCAAAUACUAAUAGCAGUAAAAGUAAGAAAAAAUAAAUUGAAAUGUUAUGUGUGUGUGUAUAUUGAAAGAUAAGAAAAAUGUAUAAUAGGAAAACAAGUUAAAAAGAUCACAAUUCACAAUAGAGGGAAGUAGUGGACUUUAUGAUACAAACGGUUCGUUAUAAUUUGUUUUAAUUUAAGAUUUACUAUGUAAAAUAAUAUUGUACACUACAAUUAACCAUUUGUCGAAUUUUAAGACUUGUCAGUUGUCCAAAUGUGUGCAAAACAUUUUUGUUUUUAUUUUAUCAGUUUAGACUUAGGUAAGGAUAGAGUAUUCGUAAUAAUUGUUUGACCAAAAACAAGGUAUAUUACCAAUUUUAAGAAAAAUUAAAUUUUCUAGAUUUGUCUGUUUUAAUACAUUAUUUUUUCUAUAUUUAUCGUUUAAAAAAAAAAAACUAUAUUGGCUGCUAAAAUGUAGAUAUUAUAUUUACAUGUUGUGUAUCAUUGCGUUGUACUAUGUGUAGGUAAUACCUAAUAUUAUUUUCACCCACUGGUAAAUGUAAACUACAUUUAAUAAUAUAUUGUUAUAAUUAAAAACGUGUUUGCUUGUAUUAGAAAAACAUAUACAUACAUUAUACGUUGUAUUUUUCUCAACGCUGUUUGGUGGGAGUAUAAUAUUAUGAUCCACAGAAAAAAUUAAGACACUUUUCGUUUUAGUACUAAUCGCGGUAUCGCAUCGUAACGUUUUCUAAACAAAGUGAUUUUAUAAAUUUAAAACAUUUUAUACACCCUCUAAACCAGAAGUCAUAACCCUUUCUGAAAGUGACAUAUUUUAGUGAAUUAUUAAACGCGUUUGUCUCAUACUUAUCGACCUAUACGGUGAUGAUCUACGAAUGAUGUUACUUUCAACGUCACGACUCGUUUCGAAAAUGAAAUCCGGUUUGGCCACCUGCUGUUUUGGUUUUGAACAUUAGAUAUGUAAACGAAACCAUUAACAAGAUUGUGAGUUCAUAAAAACGUUAUAAAAAAUGGCUUACACGCGGGUCUGUGUCAAGUGCAAUAGUUUUUGGCACGGUUAAGAUGAGUUGGAACAGCCACUAGCUAUGAAAUUAACCAGUUAAUAUUUUAAAAGGCAUUACACUUUAAGUAACUAUUCUUUUUCAUACUUCUACAGUUGUUAGCCUAAAUCUGAUAUAUUUUCAACUAUACAACCCCAUAUAACCCACAACCUUAUACAAUUUGAAUGGUCAUUAACCAGUUUUGGAUUAUUACUUUUCGAGUUAUUUAAUAAUACUACACCAACUCCACCUUUCUUCCCGUCUUGAAUUUUAAACUUAAAUAACUUUAAAAGUAAAUAUCCAAAACUGGUUAUCAACCAUUCAACAUUUUCAGAAAUGUAUUCUAAAUUUAAAGAGUUAAAAUAAUAAUAUUAUGUACGUUGCGAUUUAAAAAUCUUAAGUUCAUAAAUUUUUAACGCACUAGGGAUGGUUAUAUUGUUGAAAAAUAUAUCAAAUUUGAGCUAACUAUCACCUAUAAAAUUGUUAAAAAGAAUUAUUUAAAAGUCUAAUAUUUGUUUGAAUGGUGGGUCACAUAGAUAACCAAUCGCCUUGUAUAAACAAAAUUUGUUUUCAAUACUAUAUUACACACGAACGAUUCCACUAGCUAAUGUUUGUUGCUUGUUAGUUAUUUUCGAGGAACUAAGCAUCCUCCGUAAGCAUCCCCCAGUUUGCCACUUAAGUCAACACGUUUUUAAGAAUUUUUAUUUUCCAAUGAUAUUCACAUUUGGCUAAUAGGUGUAAUAAAUAAGAAUGCUAGUUAUGUAUUAAUAUUAUAAAGCACUUAAAACAGUAAUAAUUAAUAUAUUCAGCGCAUAUCUUUUACAUAACAUAAUGUGUCUCUUUGUGUUGUUUGGUGAAGCAUUGCGGUUUUUUUUAACCUAACCUGAGAGGGAACUGUUUGCACACCAUCGAUAAUUGACAUCACACAUACAAUUAAUGAUUAAUUGUAAAUAUAAAAACCCGUUUUCCUCUGAACGAGGCGAGCUCGCGAACAACAACUUAAUUAAUACAAUAAAAUAAAUAUCUAAAUUAUAAAUAAUAUACAUCUUUCGAAUCUGUAUUCCGACGUCAUUUUCCUGUUUAUUUUUCUGAAACCAUUCCCAUCUGCAUCAGCCUCUCAUCCAUCUUCUUUCCUUGAAAGGGUCCGUAUCGACGAAAGUGAUAAUUUUCAUAAUAUUAUGUUUAAGCAUCGAUGCGGAGUUGAGAAGGUAUUGUAUUAAUUACAAUGUGUUUUUUUUUUAAAAACUUUUUUUUGUGCCUGGACCCACGAUAUUAUCUUUUAAACCGCCGAACCGAUUUGUUCGUGUAGCAACUCUAUAGAUCACAAAUCGUAUAUAUGAGAUACUUUAUUGGACCAGUUAUUGGAAAAGUUUUAAAAAAAUCACCCUUUCCCCUUCAAAAUCGAAAAAACGCAGUUCUACGGAUUGACGUCGACAAACCAAAAAAAUAUCAUAUACUCUUUGCCCUAGACAUUUUUUCUUUAUUUCACUUUUUCAAACAACGAUUUUGUGAUUUAGGUCUGAAAAUUAGACUACAGGUAGAUCUAGAAUGGAUAUGCUAUAGCGUACACCAUUUUUUCAAAAAUUACUGCUACUCACUUGUGUAUAAUAUACUUUCUUAUUGAGAUGGUUUGGACUGCACCGACUGUAAAUGUGUUUAAUGUGUAAUUAUUUUAAAAAUACAUUCCCGCCUGGGAUGGGUACCUAUAUUAUAAUAUAGUUGUACUCGAUGCCCUUAAGACAUUGUCCGGUCGUUGUACUAAUUACAUUCCGCAUCGGGGCACUACUCGUGUAACACCUAGAUAGUCUAACGUUUCCCACACCACUUGAGGACGAAUAAUAAUUACCUAUACACUGCAUUUUCGCAUAACGCGGUUGCACUAUUGUGGCGGAUGUACCGCGACAAAAUGAGUCCGAAUAUUAUGCAUUUGUGCCGCUGGCCGCCGUGUCGUUUGUUCCGUGUAAUGCGUGGCCGCGGAUUUAUUCAUUUUUAUGAAACAAUUAUUUUAUUUUUUUUCGUUUUGAUCAGUUGGCGCACAAACGACGAUCAUGGCCCAUCAUGGGAUGCCGAUCGCCGAGUACGUGUACAUUGAACACCUGAAAGAAACUAUGGACGACCACCGCGGUGGUCGGCAAGACAACGUGUACGCGAAAUUCUUGGACGAGCCGAACGCGGCGGCCCGUUUCCACUAUGUGUACGGGCUGUUGGACGCCUCCGGUUGGCUGCCCAAGAGGGACGGCACCACGAUAAAACUGUCGCAGGCCCACCGGCGGUGGCGCAGGCGAUUGCGGAAAGAGCUGAAGGGCAUCGGCGCCCGCGCCGACAUGGACAACUCGGUGAUAGACAAGAGCGACGACGUGGCCGGCGUGUUCAGGUCGCGCGGCAACGACGAGUUCAAGGCGAAGAACGACGAGGAAUCGCUGUGCCUGUACACGCGGGCAGUGAUGAUCGCCAGCGUCAACUCCGCCGACUACUCGCUGGCCGUGGCCAACCGGUCGGCCGUCCUGUAUCAUAUGCACGAAUACCGGCUGUGCGUCGAGGACGUGGACAGGGCCCUGCGCACCGGCAUGUACCCACCGGCUUCGGUGCACAAGUUGUUGGAAAGGAAAGCCAACUGUUACCGGCAACUGGGCGACGUAUCGCUGGCCGUUGAACUGUACUGGAAAAGUCUUGAGGCUCUGGGCGAAGCUCUAAUGUCGGCUACCGACAGAGAAACGAUUGUCACCAGGAUUUCCAAUAGCAUUGAAGAGUGCCAACGCCCGGCGGAGGUGAACGUCGUGGAGAAAUCACAAAAGAUAUCUUUGCACUUUACGGGACGUGCCAACUGCAAUGUUCCCGCCUUGGCUGAAUCUGUUGAAGUCGUACAACUAGACGAUAUGGGACGAGGUCUGGUCGCUACUAGAGAUAUCGUUCCUGGCGAAAUACUUAUUAUUGAAAAACCUUACGCUGGAAUUUGCAAGAAUGACGAAUGGAAGUACAAUUGUGAUUAUUGUUUCAAGCGUUGUCUGGCGGCCAUACCGUGUCCCAAAUGUACAAAGGUUCUCUAUUGUGGUCAGACUUGCUUGGAAAAAGCUUACGACACUUACCAUAAAGUCGAGUGUUCGAUUGUGUACCCUCUCAAGGGCGACCCCACCGUGGAGUCGACACAUGCUCUGGCAAUGCGUUGUUUCAUAACGCUGUCCAACAAGUUGGGCAUUGAGCGGUAUUGUUCGUCAGUGGAACAAUUCGAAAGUGCUCGGUCGAAGGGUGGCGGUAAAUUUGACGAAAGGCUGUUGGCUGACGAAUUUUACUCCAUUUACACGUUGAACGGUAACGAGACGACCAGGGCGGUGGAAAAUCUGUUUUUCAUACACUGCUCGGCUUCUGUAAUGCUUUCGCUGUUGCUACUCAACGAAAACUAUCGCAUACCGACCGGUCUGAUCGACACGGUCGGCAAAUCGCUGGUGCACUUGUUGUGCGUGACAAACCUGAACUCUUACGUGUCCAUGGAACUCCCAGACCACGUGAAAAACGAGGUCCAAGUACCUAACGUGUGCAUGAACCUAACCACUAUUGCUUUGGUACUGUGUCCUGCGUACAGUCUGAUCAACCAUUCGUGCGAUCCCAACGUGAUCGUUCACACGUACAACGGAGUGGAGGUCACCCGAGCGCUCCAGCCUGUCGCUAAAGGAUCGCAACUGCUUACCGAUUAUGGCAGUAAUUUCAUGUUACGCUCAAAAGAGGAACGCAAUAAACAUCUCCUAGAACAAUAUCAGUUUCAAUGCCGUUGCCAAGCUUGUGUGGAAAAUUGGCCGAUGUACCUGUCCAUGGACUCCAUGUCUUUGAGUGAAUCUCAGUCGCUCGAUCGGGACAUGAAAUGCUUGCCGGCAGAGAUGUUGGAAAAAUUCCACGAAAUAACUAACAAGUUACUACCACACCGAAAAGUAAAAGCCCAACACAUGGACUUCUUGUUUGUGUUUUUAAAUCUAUUACGUUUGCAUGUAAAAAAACCGUGUACCAUGUAUUACAAGUGCAUCGAGAUGAUCAAACAGUGUUUGUAUUAUACUUCAAACGAGCAUAUAGUUGACGAUAAGUAUACUACCAAAUAAAACCUCAUGGGAUGUGUACAUCCAUACAAACAAGCAAAUGAUAUAUCACAUAAAUCAUAAUAAUUAUACUACAAUAUAUAAUUAUUAAAACAACAAAAAUGUUUAAACGGACAUUAUUAAAACUAUGGAACGUAUGAUCAUACUGUGAAAUCUAUUGUUUUUUUUUUUUGGAAUUAUAUUUAAGUUAUUUAAUAUUUGUUAUAGUUGGUAUUAAAUAUGUAAUUACAACAUUAUUGAGGUGUAUAUUGGAUUAA
This is a messenger RNA of Adelges cooleyi (spruce gall adelgid), 7112 nucleotides long. Its product is annotated as SET and MYND domain-containing protein 4-like. The transcript has 11 exons. Gene Ontology annotation, molecular function: protein binding. The record is from RefSeq and is a predicted model, not a curated record. Bases 4819 to 6858 code for a protein of 679 amino acids. NCBI's taxonomy places the organism in Eukaryota, Metazoa, Arthropoda, Insecta, Hemiptera, Adelgidae.